CUAUACUUGACUACUCUCACCGAGUUAGUGUCCCAAAGAGACUUAAUUAACACUUAUGUAGUCGCUAUAAACCGUUAAAUUGCGAAUGCACUUGUCACCGUGCACUGAUGUGGUAAGAUCUUUCAUCCCCUUCAGAGUAUUAUCCUGCAGCCCGCGCUGGACAGCGAGUAUAUUAAUUAUCCCAUUACCUGUUACCAGUAGAAGUUGAUGGAUGUGCUGUAUUUCAUCGCGCCAUCGCUAAACUUGAUUCUGUUACACGGAUUGCUGUUGCUGGCUGUGGGAUUGCCUUGCUACAGCUGGUAUGUACCUGAUUCUAAAGUACGCUAUAAUCCACUGACCACCUACAGUCCGUCGGCAUACGAAACUCGACCGGGAGCUCCAACACCCAUGCCAGAAACAACUCUGAAAGGGAGUGGAAGCGGCAGUGGAGGCAGCGGAGGUGGUGGAAGUGAUGGAAGCGGUUCCGGCUCCGGACCCGAUGCAAGUGGCAACGGCGACGCCGGUUCGGACGGUGGUGAUUCCGCCAAUGCGAAUGGUGGUAGCAGCAACAAAGGGAGUGGCGCGGCCGGUGCUGCGGGAUCCGGACAAAAAGCCGGUGAUGGAUCAGCCGGCGCAGCGGAUGCAGAUGGCACGGGCAGCGGCGGAGAUCAGACGAUGCUGCAUGUGGGCAAUGGCAUAGUGGCCGGAGUUACGGUCAACGCAAACGUGAAGAAUCAACCCAAGCAUCUAUCUCAGUUUUUUUUAGUGAGCAAAUAUGUUAAUUAAUAUCUUACGAAGUAGAGCUGUGUUCAGUACACAAGAGAAAACAGUGACGGACUCGUUCGCGCUCUUGUGUGUCUACGUACAGUAUCUAACACUGAUAUGAAUGUAGGUAGGUAAAUA
Paramacrobiotus metropolitanus is the source of this 882-nucleotide messenger RNA. RefSeq lists its product as uncharacterized. The record is from RefSeq and is a predicted model, not a curated record. Bases 208 to 765 code for a protein of 185 amino acids. The transcript is spliced from 3 exons. NCBI's taxonomy places the organism in Eukaryota, Metazoa, Tardigrada, Eutardigrada, Parachela, Macrobiotidae.